GUGUCAUGAUUCUCUAAGAUAAUCGGACGUAGUCUUACUAGACCAUGGUUAGUCGGCAUCCAGCUGUAUUGCUGGAACAUCAUACUGGCUCUGGUCUCCCACAUUUCCUAGCCAGUUUGACGAUUUUGUUCGGUGAAACUCAUCAACAUUUGCCUCAAGCAAGCUAUCCCAAGAACAGGAAGUGAUUGGCCAAGGUGGUGAUUUAAUUGAAAGUUUUAAAAAUGAUUCAGCCAGGGAUAACUUUGCUGCUGAUUUUGGCUGUGUUCAGUUCCAUCUGUCAGCAAGCUCCUGCAACCAGCACUAGACAAUAUGAAUUGGGGACCACAUAUAAUUAUCACUACACAGCUGCAGUAUUAUUGAAUGAGGCACAGCCACUGUUCUCUCAAAAUUCAACUAAAACAAAAGGAACUGAUGUGGGAUAUCAAGUUGCAGCAACUGUUGAGUUGACUCCUGUGUGGCAGAACCCAUCUAAUACUGCCAAUAUGUUAUUUGAGCUCUUGAUGUCUAAUCCGAAACUUUCUAUUCGGUCCCGUAAAGCCCAACAACCCGACGGAUUUGUUGAUCACUCAUCGCCCUUGGAUGAUACAGAAUCGACCGCCGUGUACAUCGACUGGAAUGAUGGGAAAAUCUCUAACAUUUACGCUUUCGAGUCGGAAUCUAUUUCAUUGGUCAACUUUAAAAAGGGCAUUGCCAGCCUUUUCCAACUCCAAACCUCGGCUGUUGAACUUAACGAACUUGAUGCUUCGGGAAGCUGCACCGCUGCCUAUACAAAUCUUGGUGGCCGAUCUUUUCUGAAAAUAAAAAACGAUUGCCAAUUUCAAAGACCGACCACCUCGUUUGCCCAGGCUAAAAAAAUAUUGGGUUUAUCAUCCGUUAGUAGCUAUCAAACCAAAUACAGUUUUAAAAGUGAUUCAGAUGUGGUAGACACAUUGACGUCAACCGAAGUCCACAGCAUCAGAGUAAACCUGCGCUCUCAAGCCGGAGCCUCUGUAGUAUCACGUCAAUACCUCCGAUUAAACGGCGAAUCCAAAUCGAAAAAGAAAAUUUCCGCAGUGUCAUUGACCAAAGUUAUUCAAUCCGUUACGAUGAAUACCAACGUAAAUCUCGUCGAGGAUAACCUUCAGCUAGUGGAAGAAUCAUCUGUACUCGCCUGUGAGACCUCAUCUUGCAAAAAUCUUAAAAAGGCUGUCAACGAAGUAAGGAAAAACCUCCAAACCUCAAAAGUCGCAACUAGUUUGGGCGCUAGUGCAUUCGUCACGCUUUUACCCGUCGUUCGGCAAUCGUCCAAAGAUGAUAUUUUGGUUCUGUUAAAAGAUUCCAAGAACAAACAAAUUUUACCGCAACUGAUCGAUGUAGUCGCAGCCGCUCAAACCGCUGAAAGCUAUGCUGCUGCUUUGGAGGCGAUCAACUUUCAGUCUGAAAACAUUGAUCUGGCUGAGCGAUUCUUGCAAGUAGUUUCACUAUCGACUCGACCAUCUGAAUAUCUACUUGGCGGUUUGUUGAAGUUAUCCAAAAAAAUCAAGUCAGAAAAACUCAGCGAAACAGCAUUGCUGAGCUUGGCUGCGAUUACAAAAACUUUUGUUAUAAAUCAGCAAGAGAAAGCAAGUGACAAGCUAGUUAAAGAUAUCACCACCUACUUUACGGACAACCUGAAAACUUGUGCCAGCGAAGAUUGUAACCAACUUUACAUGCGAGUCUUUAAAAACUUGGGCUCGCCAGAAACGCUACCCAUUAUUUUGACCCACAUUGACAGCCAGGAUAAGAAGACAUCAGUAUGGGCAGUUAAAGCUUUAAAAGCUCUUCCCGCUUCCGUCUUCCUCGACGAUCGUGUUAAACAAAAAUUGGAGAUUAUUUACUUUCAAGUUGAUCGUCCUUACGACUCGAGCGCUCGCACAUUGGCAUUGGAUAUGUUGCUCGAUCACCAGCCUGACAGCACUUUUCUUAUCAACGUCUUGAUUUCUCUUUCGAUGGGAGGCAGCGAAAAUUUGGAGCUAAACACCUACUCACUGCAGCGAUUGCAAGAAUAUGCCGGAAAUGACCCAGUUGUCCGUUCUCAGUUGAAGCAAAUCUUAUCAGACCGACCUUCUCUUAACAAUUAUCACGUAUUCGCCCAGAAUGGAAUGUCAACGACCUUCUCUCGCGAUCUGUAUCGCAACGUUGAUGGCAAUGGAAGCUUUAGUUCUUCCACUGAAGCGGCAAACAAAAUGAUGAAACGCGCCGCUUUUGAUGUUUAUUUGCGAAACCCCGAAGACACUUUUCAGCUACUCUCGGUCGGACUUUUUACCGGUGGAAUGGGUUCUUUGAUGGGUUUUUCUACUGAAGGUGACGAAGAAGAACCUACAGCAGGCAUGGAAGUCACACUUGCUGGUGUCCAGCUAAGACCUGUUAUUUUCUUCUCGGGUCAAAGCGAGCUAAUGGGCCAUGUCUGGUCUGGCACAGCAUCUGAAAGAACCACAGCCCUACAGGCUACUGUGCUGCUUCAGGAUUAUCGUAAUGUCGUACCACUCCAAAGUGGUUUUGUUACUACACUCGACGUGCGUGGUUCUGUCUCUUUUGAUUUUGGUGGCGAAAUCCAAAUCAGUAUUUGGAACAGAAAUUCUCAUUCAGUUGUCGAAGAUAUCGCUGCAUGGGAGCUAGAGGGGUCAUUAAAUUUAAACACGCCGUUUGUUAAAUCAUCUGUUGAUUUCACUGUGGGUGCUGAAUCUCGGGUCGAUUUCGUCAAUGAUGUUAGCUUUGCUAACGGAAUUCUUUUAUGCUUGCGUAUGGGCCAAGCUGAAUUCAACAUAGAUUACACUGUGCAGAAGCGCGAAAGCAUUCCGGGAACUAAGCACUGGAUUCACAAAAAGAAGAAACGCCAAGAUUUCGUCCCAGGUCGCACGUUCAAACUGAAUGACCAGAAUUCUGGCUUCUGCAAUGAAAUGUUCCCUGCAGUUGAGAGUACUGGAUCAUCUUAUUUUUAAAAGCAAUGUGUUUUUCUUUUUGUUUUUAGGUAAAUAUUUUAAAUGACAUAAUUGGGGUCCAAAGAUGCUCAAAUGAAGCAAAGUGGUUUAAAGUAGUUUACAACUUUCAUGGUUCUAAUUGAAUGUAAAUGAACAGGGACAAUGUAAAGUAAUUGUCACUGAAUAGAUUUGAAUGUGUUCCAUCAAAAUAAACUGCAUUUUCAUCCAUAA
Molecule: messenger RNA, 3170 nt
Organism: Daphnia pulex (common water flea)
Lineage: Eukaryota; Metazoa; Arthropoda; Branchiopoda; Diplostraca; Daphniidae
Gene: Mtp
Product: microsomal triglyceride transfer protein large subunit-like
Exons: 18
Coding region: 222-2960 (912 amino acids)
Biological process (GO): lipid transport; lipoprotein metabolic process
Cellular component (GO): endoplasmic reticulum; basolateral plasma membrane; Golgi apparatus
Molecular function (GO): lipid binding
Source: RefSeq, a predicted model, not a curated record